UAUACCAAAGAAGAAGAGUCCCACUUUGAAAUGUUUUCCCUACGAUUCCAACAAAACAUGUCUGUUUUAACGGAUUUUAUGUAGUUUCCUCCUCCACACAACGGCUUAGGAACCUCUACAGAGUCAAGGAGGACUAUUGUUUUCAUGAGAAAUGCCACGUUGAGAAGUGCCGCGUGUUCCCGCUAUUUGCGAGCGGCUGAGGCUUAGCUUGUUUAGCUCGUCAGGAUGUCGGAGCGCCAGGGACAGGUGGGAGACUUGAACAAGCAGAGCAGUGAGCAACUCCACGAACUACUUCUGCGACAGAACAGCAUCCUUGCUGACAAGAGAUUAAUAGAGUCUCUCCCUGACAAGGGAAAGCGAUUAAGGGACUUUGCGGAGAGGAUACGCCUCGCUAUUGAACGCCGUGAUGAGGAGGAACGGAAGCAAAGCUUGGUGUCAGCAGCCAGGGCAGAGUUUCAGUCCAAGUACCGUCGUGCCAUCACUGGGCAGCAUCGUGCUGAGCAAAGUGAGGCAGCAGCAUCACAACAGAGGGACGCCUGCGUUCAUAUGAGGGAGGAGGAGGAAGAAGACACUGCUGAAACCAUGGCGACAGCUUCCCCCGGGGCCUCUCUGAAUUUUGUCGUGACAAAAGAAAGCGACCUUGCGGAGGUCUUGGAACGGGUUACAAUCUCCACUAGCACCGGUGACCAAGACAAGGAUCCUGUCAGAACUACUGUGACGGACAAUUACUUUCUCAAAAAGCAGACACCAAAGAAGCCUCAUCUUGUAACCGUCCUGGAAAGGACAGAAAACAUGACACCCGGAAGGCAAAAAUUCAAACCAAACCAGCUGCCAGACAAAAGCGGCAAGUCUCCAUCUGGGUUCUUAUCACCCGGCCAGUCGUCCGAAGGCUCGUCUCCGCUCUCCGAGCAGGCUCGGAGGGAACACGACAAAAAGCACCUGAACGACGUUACGGCCGCAAAGCUGCCUCCUCUCUACCACACUCCAGCCCAGCUUCUGUCUCUGCAGGAGUCUGCUGACCUACUGAGAACACAGACAAAGAAACAACAGGUCAGUCCAUUCUUGCAGGUAACACGCAUUUUCCUUCUUUACCCAAGUAUGAAAAUCAAAAUUUUUCAUCGGCUAGAGUUUUGUGAAUUUUCCCAUAUUUGUCCACUAGCAUAUUUGUCUCCUCUGAUGUUGGAUAUAAAAUAUACAGGGUUCGGCAAAAAAACUUUUUUGUUUCUUUAAUUUAUUUGCAUUUUAUUAAACCUACAAAUGUGUCAGAUCAUUUUGCCGGACCCUGUAUAUUAAAAAAACAAAAAUAGAUUAGCCAGUGUUUCACUGGUGACUCAAUUAAAGCCUUUAUUUUUGAAGCUCUUGAUUAGGAUUCAAUCAAUUUCACACUGUGUAAAAAUGUGAUAGUAACAACAACAAAAGUAUAUUUAUUAUCAGAUCAUUGUUGUUCCUGUUUUUUUUUUUUGCUGAGCGCUGCUUUUACAUUACACGUUUUGCCUUACCUUGAUAUUGUAUAUGUAUGUUAUGAAAGCCACAAUUCUAAAAUUAGCUCCACGUCAGCUGUCAUAACUACAUGUCUGGUAUUUCUAACAAACCAUUCUGUGUCAAUUCAGUAAAUAAUUCAAUGAUAUAUGAUUAAUUUAUUGUAGCUAUACAGAUUAAUGGAAACAAUAUUAUCUAAUCUUUAUUUUUACUAAUAAAAUAUAAACUUUAUUUUGUACUUUUUACAUGGCAGGCAGCCAGGCUCUGCCUCUGUUGCCUGACUUGACUGCAUGUUGCUUCUACCUCCAUGUCGAACACUUAUUACAUUAGUCAAUAAAUGUUGCCUUAGCUAAUGUUACUAUUUAUCAAGCACUUUGUGGACCUUCAUUUAGUAACAUGAUUCAGUCAGAGAUGACAGUGUUCUGAUUAACACAUGUUAGUCCGGCUACUCAUCAGUUAAGAAUCGAUGCCGUAAUUCGUAAAGUGGCGGCCGUGGCUCAGGCGGUAGAGCGGGUCGUUCAGUAACUGGAGGGUCGGCCGUUCGAAAUCUCUCUGUCUGAGUCAUGCGUCUUUGCAUGUCGUAUCCUCCAAAGAGCUCUAGAUGGCAGCAUUUAGCCAGCAUCCAAACAGACUGCAUGCAAGUAACGCUUCUACUCAUGGAAACCCGUGGGACCCCAUUAGCCAGUCCAUGACUGUCUCUUAAGUCUCGGGCCGCACAUUGAACCUCGCAUGUCGAGCCAAGCCAUUUGUUGUGGUUCACAUCAGGAGCUGCAGGCCAAGCUGGCAGCACAGAAACUGUCCGAGGGUUUGAAGAUGUCCAUGGGGAGCUACUGUCCUGACGGCGGCCCCAUGGCGGCCUACAGAGAGCUUCACGAUGUAGGAGCGCAGACUUCCUCAGAAGAGGACUAA
Messenger RNA from Syngnathus typhle (broad-nosed pipefish), 2388 nucleotides. It is a transcript of the gene polr2m, whose product is annotated as RNA polymerase II subunit M. Gene Ontology annotation, biological process: transcription elongation by RNA polymerase II; intracellular signal transduction. The record is from RefSeq and is a predicted model, not a curated record. The coding region runs from base 226 to 1230 and encodes 334 amino acids. Gene Ontology annotation, molecular function: transcription elongation factor activity. Gene Ontology annotation, cellular component: nucleus; intracellular anatomical structure. The transcript has 3 exons. Lineage: Eukaryota; Metazoa; Chordata; Actinopteri; Syngnathiformes; Syngnathidae.